AUGAACGCCGUAGAUGCGACCGAGCACUAUGGGACGAGUGCGCAUGACCCUGCACCGUCCCUACUAACAGUCAUCAUUGACACAAAUCCUCAUGCUUGGGCGUUACUUGAGCAAAAUGAGAAGAAUCAGCUUCCCUUCUCAACCGCGCUCGCCAACAUUCUCGUCUUCCUCAACGCCCAUCUCGCCUGUAACUACGCAAACGAAGUCGCCGUUGUCGCCUCCCACACUCACAAAGCCGCAUGGCUCUAUCCGUCCCCAAACUCACCAACGACAUCCGCAGACUCAGACGGCGACGUUACAAUGAGCAAUAAUAACCAUAUGAGCACCGGUGGUGGUAGCGGUAAACCCAGCCAAGUAAACAAAUACCGCCCGUUUCGAAUCGUCGAGGAGCAAGUGACAUCCAAUCUCCGACACCUGGUAGACUCCACCAACCGUGAUGACCUAGACAGUGGCGCCUCAACAAUGAUGGCCGGCGCACUUACUUUAGCUCUUAGCCACAUCAACCGUCGCACAAUUGCCUGGGCUGAAGCUCACGGAGGCGGCGAUGCCUCCUCCUUCUCGCGCUCUGGUGACCCAGAUACAAGCACAACGUCCAUGAUAGCCCGACGCUCCACAACCACAACGGCGACAAACGACGGUGCCGCCGAGGGUCUACAGUCUCGUAUCCUCAUCAUCUCCGUCAGUAGCGCGACCGGCUCCGCGCACCAAUACAUCCCAAUCAUGAACGGCAUCUUCGCCUGCCAACGCCUGCACAUCCCCAUCGAUGUCUGCAAACUCAGUGGCGACGCCGUCUUCCUACAACAAGCCUCCGAUGCAACAAAGGGAAUCUACAUGUCCCUUUCCGAACCCCGCGGUUUACUGCAGUAUCUAAUGAUGGCAUUCCUCCCGGACCAACGGUCUCGCAAACACCUAAUCCUUCCGACACGAGUAGAUGUAGACUUCCGCGCCGCGUGUUUUUGCCAUAGACGCGUUGUGGAUAUAGGAUUCGUUUGCUCGAUCUGCCUGAGUAUCUUCUGUGAACCACCGGAGAACGGCGAUUGCUUGACUUGCGGCACGCAUCUGGAUACGGGUGACUACGGCGCGAAGCCGGCGGUUGUGGUAAGGAAAAAGAAGAAGAAGAAGAUUAGACCAAAUGGGGUCUCUGCUACGCCUACGCCGACACCGACGCCGGGGCCUUGA
This is a messenger RNA of Aspergillus nidulans FGSC A4, 1179 nucleotides long. Its product is annotated as TFIIH/NER complex subunit TFB4. Gene Ontology annotation, cellular component: nucleus; transcription factor TFIIH core complex; transcription factor TFIIH holo complex. Gene Ontology annotation, biological process: nucleotide-excision repair; regulation of DNA-templated transcription. The record is from RefSeq and is a predicted model, not a curated record. Bases 1 to 1179 code for a protein of 392 amino acids. The transcript is spliced from 2 exons. Lineage: Eukaryota; Fungi; Ascomycota; Eurotiomycetes; Eurotiales; Aspergillaceae.